CCCAAAUCAAAAGAGUCUGCGUCAGAGCUCCAAUUCCCCGAUUGGCCUCUGGCCGCCUUCCCAAAGCUCCCCAGAGAAUCCGUAAAGUGUCUGAGUGAAUUUCCCAAGCCCAAAAGUCAGGCCAUCUCGACAGCAACAGAGAUCCAGCAGCCCAAUCGGCUUCUAGCAGCAACUCCUAGCGACCUCCUGGAAUACCAGGGUGCCACACCCAUCGAGAUCUUCAACGAUCCCAGGCCCCAAGAAGCCAUUUGCAGUCUCACUCACUUCACGAGAAGUGUUUGUUGCUUGUGAUCACUGAUUUUACCCACCUCCCACACGUUAUCCCGCCGCCACGCUACCAGCAAAAAAAGUUACAGCCUCCCUCUGGUGUCCAUCUGUCUGUGUGUAUCUUCGGCCCGGCUCAACAACACCACCAUCCAUUUUUACCCUCUCUGGCCGUUGCUGCCAGUUGCCGAGACCGAGAUCGUCUUCCUGCAAAGUCGUCCGUUACUGUCAGCCCGCCCCUGUCUGGCUCUAAUAGGAAAGGAGAUUCUGCCACUGGACUGACAUUCAGUCUUCCUGAUGCUGCUCUUCGACACUACUCGACAAGGGCCCUAGGUACCUCCCAUAUUCUCCUCGAGCCCGCUUCCGACUUCCCGCGCUCUCUCUGUCUGUUUCUUGUACACUUCCUGUACAUAGCUCUCUCACACAUACAACCCGACAACAUCACCUUCCGCUCGUCAGCUACCGGCCUCAUAAACCGCAUCUGGAGCGAUACCUUCCGGGCCAGGUACACAGAGGCACUACGCUCGAAUACGGAUCUCGAAGGACUCGACGCCAUAGGCGCAAUAGCCCCCCUUUUCACUCGUUAUCGCCGCUAAAGUAAUACUAGACCUAGCGGUGUCGACUCGACCGUCACCUUCGCUGUGUACUUUUUUUUCCUGUCUUCUUCUUUAUCACUCCUAUUCCCCUGUUGGAAACCCUUUCCGGACUGCUCGCAACACGGCUACUUGCAUUGCAGCAUUUGUCCCACGAUAAUAGUUCGCUGUUCGCCACCCUGCAUUUCCCUAGAAUCUCCGACUGGGACCUCUUAAUUCAACCUACCUGUAUUUGCCAUCUUGUGGUAGCUCCAACAACCCUUGGCUAGGUGCUGCCAUAUCCGUCAGUGUUCGUGGUCUUACUACAUCUCGUGACUAUCGGCACCCGACUCCGACCCUCACCGUCGUCCGCUGCUGUGUUCAACCGCCAGCUCAUGAACAUCUACCCACUGCUGCGUCUCUGUGGCUGCUGAUCUUCUCCUCGGAAACUACCCGCCGCGCCUCAAGCAUCCAAGCCAGCCCCCGCGCUCGAUUACACAACACACUCAUACUCACAUUCACACUCAGUCACUCAGUCACUUACCUCACCGGUGAUUUCAACCAACUCAUUCUGUCGGCGCCUGCGCACCCUUCUUGAACUCGUCCAAAGCAAAGCAACCUUUUCAACCCAAUCCAGCAACUUUGCCACUCACUUCGGUCUUGGCACAGAUCGCCAAAGUCUGAACUGCGCACCUGCAAGCAUCCCGUUGUUCGUCUGGAGGCCAGACAAUACCAAGACCGAAACGAGGCUUGGAGUAAGACGCCUCUCGUCUCUCGAUUUGGGUAGACCUUUCGGCCUUGCCAUCACUUGACGGACAAGACCCCAUUUCUGCCAAACAAAUUCCCACCAAAAAAAAACCGUUGAACUUCUGGACGAAAAGUUUCAACACCAACUGGAUCCCGUCCCGGCGACUUUACCCCUUUUCUCUCAUCAGCCACGCCAAACGGCAUGCACACGCAACCAUGGACUCGGACCCGCUAAGACAUCUCGAGUUCUUUUCGAUGCCCAAUAACCAGACGGUCAACCCGGUCGACCAGCCAUUCAUGACCAGCACCUCGGCUCAGGCACCACCAAUAUGGGACACCACCGGUAUGGGCCUGGAAGGUGGCAUUUCUAUGUCACCUUCCACAGCACCAACCCCUCUGUCACUGGAUUCCAUCGCCCAGCCCUCCUCGCUCGCCGGCUUCAACAGUAUCUCGCCAGGCAUUUCUUCCGCAUCCCAAGCUUCAGCCCACAGCAGGCAGCCGCGGCCAGUAUUACCAGCACGAGGCGUGCGGAGGGACGCCCACGAGCGGAAACGGUCAAGGCUCAGUAUGGACGCAACGCCGCUAGAUUCUGUGGAUUACUGGCUGGAUUUCGACAAGGAUGAGGGGCUGGCCAGUAUUCCCGAGGGCGUUGAGGCUUCUAGACGUGAGGGAGAACUAAGACCACCUGUAAAGCGGAGUUCCAGAAACACUGCGCAUGCGGGGGGUAGGCUAAAACACGAGGAGACGAUGGACGACAGCGCGUUGGACAAUGCUCUCUCGGAUGACGACGACGACGAUGACGGGUUUUCUUCGAUUAAUCUUGCCGACCACAUGUCCAAGAUCGAAUCUGCGCCACCACCCGAGGUUCCGCCGCGGGAAGGGCUCUACUCGACGCCGCUUAGCUGGGAACGACCGCAGCCGGGCCUGCGCAUGGACUCUUUGAUUGGUCUUAACAAUCAGGCUUUGAACGAGGCGGAGCAGAGGAGGCUAAUAGCGAUUGCCAUGAAUCCGGGGUCGAGUAUGGGAGGGUUAGGGUCGAAUUUGAACUUGAAUUUUACGGGAUUGAACCCGGGGAUGAGCACACCUUUUACGGCAGGGGGUUCGGGCAGUGGAAGUUUGGGAAUGGGAAUGGGCAUGGGGAUGGGAAUGGGGAUGGGAAUGGGGAUGGGUGGCGGUAUGGGUGGUCCAAAACCAGUGUCACCGCCCCAUUCGACGACACCUCACCCGAAACCGGGAUCUUUGCACCAGCCAAAACGACAGGGCAGUGUCAGUGACAGCAAGGCCAAGGAGAAGGUCAAGGCAGCAGGAGGGGACCGGACGGCGCAUAAUGAUAUCGAGAGGAAAUACCGGACGAAUUUGAAGGAUAAGAUCUCGGAGUUGAGAGAUGCUGUUCCAUCGCUGAGGACAAUACCUGAAAAUGAGGAAGGGGAGGACCCGAAUCAGCCGUCGAGGGCGCCUAAAGUCAGCAAGGGUGCGGUCCUGACUAAAGCAACCGAGUACAUACACUGGCUCGAGCGUCGAAACAAGCAGAUCGUGCAGGAACACCGCGAGCUCUCGAGACGGUUGCAGGCCUUUGAACAACUUUUGAACGCGACGGCAAGACCGCAGUACAUGAUGCCGACGUAUAGUAGGACGCUUUUCGAUCCGAGAGGGUUCUGUUGACAUACAAAAACUAUCACCGCCAACAUCAUCACCAAUCAAGCUUUCUUUUAUUUCUUCAAGAAACACAUUUCUUGUAUAUACCACUUUUUUUUUUAUUCUUUUGUUACUUAAUUCCUACUCCCAUCAAAAAAUU
Messenger RNA from Podospora pseudocomata, 3378 nucleotides. RefSeq lists its product as uncharacterized. NCBI's taxonomy places the organism in Eukaryota, Fungi, Ascomycota, Sordariomycetes, Sordariales, Podosporaceae. The record is from RefSeq and is a predicted model, not a curated record. Gene Ontology annotation, molecular function: protein dimerization activity. The transcript has 4 exons. The coding region runs from base 1800 to 3245 and encodes 481 amino acids.